Pteropus alecto (black flying fox) is the source of this 1619-nucleotide messenger RNA. It is a transcript of the gene JMJD4, whose product is annotated as jumonji domain containing 4. Gene Ontology annotation, molecular function: histone H4R3 demethylase activity; sequence-specific DNA binding. Bases 234 to 1508 code for a protein of 424 amino acids. Lineage: Eukaryota; Metazoa; Chordata; Mammalia; Chiroptera; Pteropodidae. The record is from RefSeq and is a predicted model, not a curated record. Gene Ontology annotation, cellular component: cytoplasm; nucleus. Gene Ontology annotation, biological process: negative regulation of gene expression; protein hydroxylation; positive regulation of translational termination. The transcript has 6 exons.
UAAACGCUAAGCGGUGAGGUCCUGAGAUCAGGUUCCGGUUCCUACCCUUCGCUGGGCCCUGGGUCUGGUUCUCCGACCCUGCAGUCCCUCCGCCCUCGGCAGCCCCUUCAAUCCCCGGGCAAAACCCUUCCCGACUACCUUGCCUCCCCUCCACCCUCAGCAGCCACCCCGCCCGCGGCAGCCCCUCGGUCCCUAGCAGCCCCGCACCCCAUGGACGCGGAGCCUGGCCCAGGAUGGACAGGGAGACGCGAGUGUUCGCAGAGAACCACUUUCGAGGCCUCCGGGGGCGUCUCCCCAGCAGGGUCUACCCACCCCUGGACCGUGUGGACUUUAUCGAGAAGCCAGACUCCUUUACCUACGCUGACUUCUUCAAGGGUUACCUGCUCCCCAACGUGCCCUGUGUUUUCUCCAGCGCCUUCACCGAGGGCUGGGGCUGCAGGAAGCACUGGGUGACACCCAGUGGGAAGCCCGACUUCGAUUAUCUGCUUCAGAAUUACGGAGAUGUGGUUGUACCUGUUGCCAACUGUGGGAUCCAGGAAUACAACUCGAACCCCAAAGAACACAUGCCCCUCAGAGACUACAUCAGCUACUGGAAAGAGUUCAUCCAGGGAGACUACUCCUCUCCCCGGGGCUGUCUCUACCUCAAAGACUGGCACCUGUGCAGGGACUUCUCUGCUGAUGGCGUGUUCACCCUGCCCGUGUACUUCUCAUCCGACUGGCUCAACGAGUACUGGGACUUCCUGGACGUGGAUGACUACCGCUUCAUCUACAUGGGGCCCACCGGCACCUGGUCGCCGUUCCAUGCCGACAUCUUCCGCUCCUUCAGCUGGUCUGUCAACAUCUGUGGGAGGAAAAAGUGGUUAUUCUUCCCACCAGGACAAGAAGAAGCCCUGCGGGACUGCCACGGUAGCCUGCCCUAUGACGUGACCACCCCUGCACUCCUGGACAGCCACCUGCACCCCAUGCACCAGCACUGCAGCCCGCCGCUGGAGGUCACACAGGAGGCAGGCGAGAUGGUGUUCGUGCCCAGCGGGUGGCACCACCAAGUCCACAACCUGGACGACACUAUCUCCAUCAACCACAACUGGGUCAAUGGCUGUAACGUGGCCAACAUGUGGCAUUUCCUGCAACAGGAGCUCUGUGCCGUACAACAGGAAGUCAGCGAGUGGAGGGACUCCAUGCCUGACUGGCACAACCACUGCCAGGUCAUCAUGAGAUCCUGCUCCGGAAUCAACUUCGAAGAAUUUUACCAUUUCCUCAAGGUCAUCGCCAAAAGGAGGCUCCUGGUCCUAGCGAAAGAGGCAAGCCCUGGCGAGGCAGAGAGCGGCGAAGAUGCUGGCCUGGGCCCCCAGCAGGCUACCUUUGAUGUCGGCCGGAUUGCUGAGGUGCUGGCGUCUGUGGUGGUCCACCCUGACUUCCAGAGACUGGACACCAGUGAGUUCUCACCACAGCCAGAGGAUCUCCUACAGCAGCUGGAGGAGGUUGUGGCCGCCACCACAUCCCUUUAGUGCAUGCUAUGAGGGUCACGUGACAUGUCCUGGCGUGGAAGGCAUUCGCCCUGCUCUAGGGUCACUUCCAGAAAUAAAGCUCCAUCCUCCUGGGUGGCCUGGGACAUAUGA